Molecule: messenger RNA, 231 nt
Organism: Brachypodium distachyon (stiff brome)
Lineage: Eukaryota; Viridiplantae; Streptophyta; Magnoliopsida; Poales; Poaceae
Product: protein EGG APPARATUS-1-like
Exons: 1
Coding region: 1-231 (76 amino acids)
Source: RefSeq, a predicted model, not a curated record
AUGGCUUUCCAUGGCGUCGCGGCAGCGGUGGCCGUGGGAGCAGUCGCCGUAGGCGCCUACGUCUUUUGGCCCGCGGCCGUCGUCACUGCCGGCGCCAUGAUGAAGGCGCCGGGCGCCGCCGGGUACUUCAUCUCGAGGGCGGCCUUCGAGGCCAACCCACAGCUUUACUUCGAGCUGCUUCGCACGGUCGGAGCUAAGGCGGCGGCGGCUGCCUUCGCCUUCGUCGCGUAG